Chaetomium fimeti is the source of this 999-nucleotide messenger RNA. Its product is annotated as Alpha/Beta hydrolase protein. Gene Ontology annotation, cellular component: mitochondrion. The transcript has 5 exons. Bases 1 to 999 code for a protein of 332 amino acids. Gene Ontology annotation, molecular function: carboxylic ester hydrolase activity. Lineage: Eukaryota; Fungi; Ascomycota; Sordariomycetes; Sordariales; Chaetomiaceae. The record is from RefSeq and is a predicted model, not a curated record.
AUGAUCGGUCUGAGACCGUCUGCUUCUGCGUUCCGGCAGGCAUACUCCGGGUGCACCGGUCGGGUCCGGGUCCCGGUUUCGGCAUCGGGUCCGGCGUCCGGGAGAUUUCUCGCGGCCCGCGUUCAAGUUUCAGCCCCCUUCUCGACGGUUUCGCUCGCAUACGACUUGCAUGAGCCAGCAAAGCCCGUCGCCGAUAAGCAAACGUCACCAAUCAUUUUUAUGCAUGGCUUGUUCGGGUCCAAGAAGAACAACCGGACGAUAAGUAAAGUCCUGGCCCGCGACCUAAGACGACAUGUCUACGCUGUGGACCUUCGCAACCACGGCGAUUCGCCCCAUGAUCACCGCCAUGACUACCCCGCCAUGGCCGCCGAUGUGGCCGACUUCAUCCGACAACACGGUCUGAAAGAGCCCACGCUGAUCGGCCACUCCAUGCCUGCUCACUCCAACCACCCUCCUAAAACUAGGGGCGCUAAAACAGCCAUGGCACUCGCCCUGCACGAGCCCGACCUCGUAGCCAACCUGAUCGCCGUCGACAACGCGCCGGUGGACGCGCGGCUGGGGUCGGACUUUGGGUGGUACAUCCAGGGGAUGAAGAAGAUCGACGAGGCCGGGGUGACGCGGCAGGCGGAGGCGGACGAGAUCCUGGCGCCGUACGAGUCCUCGGUGGCGAUCCGGCAGUUCCUGCUCGGCAACCUGCACCGGCCGUCGGCCGCGAGCAAGACGCAGCAGUUCCGCGUGCCGCUGCCCAUCCUGGCCCGCGCCCUCGACCACCUCGGCGACUUCCCCUUCAAGAGCCCCGCCGAGGUGCGCUUCGCCAAGCCCGCCCUCUUCGUCCGCGGCACCCAGAGCAAGUACGUGCCCGACGAGGUCAUCCCGCUGAUCGGCCAGUUCUUCCCCAUGUUUGAGCUGGUCGAUGUGGACGCCGGGCAUUGGGUGAUUUCGGAGAAGCCCGAGGCUUUUAGGGAGGCUGUGAUACGAUUCCUAGAGCCCAAGGAGUAG